UGUCUACUUAAGUAAAGCAUGUCGGAUGUGCAGUGUUGAAACAAAUUGAACAACUUGGACCAGAACUUUAUGAAGUUCUUUAAAUGGAAUCGUGUGACUGUUUUUGAAAAUGUAAGGUUUUAUGAGUGCUAAUUUGCUUCCAAGAUGUCAAUUGUGAUACCUAAAAGUGCCCAAAGAUGGCCAGUGGAGCCGGAACAAAAAGGAGACGGUAAGAAAGCUGGUGAGAAGAAAGCUGUCAAGCAGAGUAAAGCCUACAACUCCGCCAAGACGUUGAACGACCGAGAGCAAAGGAGACUGACAGUAACUCUAGACGUCUACAAAAAAAAUCUCCGAUCGACUACCCAUUUCAUCAAUCUUGAACAGAAACAGCUAAGGCGAGAGUUGCAGAUGAUCAAUCCAGACAUACAGGCCGAUCCAGCCAAAGGGUUCUUCUGCCCGAAAGGGGUGACUCACGAACAAGCCGAGAAAUUGAAGGAUAGUCGACGGGCGAGUAUGCCGGUCGCGACAAGGAGCAUCUCGCUAGCGGAGUUUGACGAGAUGCGCCAGAAAAGGAGCAUGAAAUCCCGGGAGGCGUUUGAAAGCUCGAGCAAGAUACCGGGGUUGGACGGGGACGAACCAUCAACGGAGGAUGAUCUUGUGAACCGGGCGAGGAGGAGGGGCCGGAGGGGGGCGCUGCAGAUACCGGACAAACCCACGGCUUUCAAGUCCAUGGCAAGGGUGAAUGUGAGCCAAUCUGGGGGAAAUACCGAGGCCUCGACGAGACAAGCUGCGUCAUCGAUGAGAAAAUUGAACAAACACUGACCAUAAUACAUGCAGGGGAAAUCUGUCCCAUAAUGCGAAAUUAAUAUAGGCUGGGGGGGGG
Molecule: messenger RNA, 862 nt
Organism: Asterias rubens (European starfish)
Lineage: Eukaryota; Metazoa; Echinodermata; Asteroidea; Forcipulatida; Asteriidae
Exons: 1
Coding region: 145-801 (218 amino acids)
Source: RefSeq, a predicted model, not a curated record